Panicum virgatum (switchgrass) is the source of this 1800-nucleotide messenger RNA. RefSeq names its product signal peptide peptidase-like 3. Gene Ontology annotation, biological process: membrane protein proteolysis. Gene Ontology annotation, molecular function: aspartic endopeptidase activity, intramembrane cleaving. NCBI's taxonomy places the organism in Eukaryota, Viridiplantae, Streptophyta, Magnoliopsida, Poales, Poaceae. The record is from RefSeq and is a predicted model, not a curated record. The coding region runs from base 19 to 1671 and encodes 550 amino acids. Gene Ontology annotation, cellular component: Golgi-associated vesicle membrane; cytoplasmic side of endoplasmic reticulum membrane; lysosomal membrane. The transcript has 12 exons.
GUCCUACACGCACGGCGCAUGCGCAUGCAGCUGCCGAUCCGCAGGCGCAGCGCAGGGGCCCAGGCGGAGGACGACGUGCGCACGACGCGGCCUGGGUGGAGCCGGCACGGCAUGGCGAUCCCGACCUCCCCUCCCCGCCGCGGGCUCCUCCGCCUCCUCUCCGUCCUCCUCCUCGCGCGCACCGCCGGCGCCGGCGCCGGCGCCGCCUCGGAGUUCGACGACGGCACCUCGCCCAAGUUCCCCGGCUGCGACAACACCCUCCAGAAGGUGAAGGUGAUGUACUGGGUGAACGGCAACGAGCAGAGCAGCCUGACGGGGAUCAGCGCGAGGUUCGGCGCCGUCCUGCCGGACACCGCCGGGUCCGGCGGCCAGAAGCGGCCGGCCGUCCAACCCGACCCCAAGGGCAGCUGCGCCAAGUCGGCCAACCCGCUGUCCGACUCCGUGGCCGUGGCGGUGCGCGGGGAGUGCACGUUCAUCGACAAGGCCAAGACGGCGGAGGCCGGCGGCGCCGCCGCGUUGGUCAUCAUCAACGACGAGGACGCUCUGCAGAAGAUGGUCUGCACCGACAAGGACCCGCCUCCCAACAUCAACAUUCCCGUCGUCAUGGUGUCCAAGUCCGCGGGCGACAAGAUUCAGUCAGCCCUCUUUGACGGGAACAAGGUGGACAUUCUCAUGUACGCGCCGCAGAAGCCGUCCUUCGAUGGCGCCAUACCUUUCCUCUGGAUGAUGGCCGUCGGCACGGUGGCCUGCGCCUCCGUCUGGACUGUCGCCGUCGUCGGAGAAGAGCCUAACAAGAACAACGCUGCUUCGCUGGGCGGGGAGGAGAAUCCCGAGGCCGAGGUCGUGGAGCUGCAGACCCAGACCGCGCUGGUGUUCAUCGUCACGUCGUCGCUUGUCCUGCUGUUCCUCUUCUUCUUCAAGUCCAACUGGUCCGCGUGGCUGCUGGUGUUCCUCUUCUGCGUCGGCGCUAUCCAGGGAAUGGAAUACGUCGCAUCAUCUCUUGCCAUAAGAGCAUGCAGCCGGUGUGGCGAACCAAAAGUGAAGUUUCCUGGCAUAGGGAAUGUGAAGGUGCUGACACUAGUUACCUUGUCGUUAGCCUUUAUCUUCGCCGCUACCUGGGUUGCACACCAGAACUCACCGUCUGGUUGGGUUGGUCAGAACAUCAUGGGCAUCUGUAUGAUGAUUCUUGUAUUGCAAGUGGUCCAUAUGCCAAAUAUAAAAGUUGCAUCGGCGCUUCUCAUCGCUGCUUUUCUGUACGACAUAUUUUGGGUGUUCAUCUCACCCCUCAUAUUCAAUAAAAGUGUCAUGAUCACAGUUGCUCGUGGUAGUGACGAUGGGCCGAGCCUUCCCAUGGUGUUGAAGAUGCCAAAGGAGUUCGAUUCAUGGAAUGGGUAUGACAUGAUUGGAUUUGGGGACAUUCUCUUCCCAGGACUGCUUGUUGCUUUCAGUUUCAGAUUUGACAGAUCGAACGGCAAGGACUUGACUGACGGCUACUUUCUAUGCCUAAUGCUCGGUUACGCCUUCGGCUUGUCGUGCACAUAUGUUGGACUGUACCUUAUGAAUAGUGGCCAGCCUGCUCUGCUCUACCUUGUUCCUUCAACAUUAGGAGUUAUCGCCUUGCUUGGCGCGAAGAGAGGGGAGCUCAGUCAGCUCUGGAACGCCAAGGUGUAACCUGGAUGGGAUGCUCCUUGUUGAUAUGAUGGAAUUGGUUGCAGGCUUGAAAUGGACUUCGGUUUAGCUAGACUUGUGAUCAUGGAUCCGGUGGUUUUUGGUGAAAACAUGCCAAUCAUUAGCAUGACA